CAGRAAGACCUUCUGGUGUUACUGACACUAUGUUUACAGCAACUGAUUUUUUAGAAGAUGACGAAAGGCAAAACAUWYUAAAUAUUGCUCCAGGUGAAGGGAAUAGACCAUUAAGUGUUUUUAGAGAUAAGCAUUGCGAAGAGUUAGCAUAUCCUGGAAUAUUUCUUGGACAACCACGACUUGACAAUAAACAAAGAUUAGUUAAUAUUAACUAUAGUGACAUAUGUAAAUCCGAGUUGAGACAAUCUGACAGACGAGCUGCAAUGUGCAUUGAAAAUAUAUUUUACAAAACAAAAAAAUUGCAAAUGAAAAUCCUAUUAGGRAAAUCACAUAUAGCUCUGAGAAAGUGCAAGGGUAACAACAAAAAUAUCACUGCAGGGCAACUCAAGCAACAGGGAACAUUAGACAGAUUGAUUCGUCAUGAYGAUGGCUAUAAAUUUCUGAAUGCUUUGAGAGGUUCACCUCCAUACUUUGAAAAAGCUAAAAAAGAUCUWUUUGCAAURAUCAGACAAUUAGGUCCUGCUACACUGUUCUGUAGUUUCUCAUCAGCUGAAACGCAAUGGGUACACCUACUUAGAAUACUUGGUCAGCUUGUAGACCAUCASGAAUACACUGAUGWAGAAAUAARCAAUUUUAACUGGGAUGACAGGUGUCGCUUAAUUCARAGUGACCCUGUGACAUGUGCDAGACACUUUGAUUAUCAAGUUAAUCAGUUUUUGACAAAYUUCUUAUUCAGUUCUGCUGAACCWUUAGGUAAAAUAUCAGACUGGUUUUAUAGAGUUGAAUAUCAACAGAGAGGUUCUCCUCAUAUACACAUGCUCAUAUGGCUUGAAGAUGCACCACAAUUUCAARCAGAUAGUGAUGAAGMUGUCAUAUCAUUUAUUGAUAARAUAAUUACUUGUGAAAAGCCAAUCAACAAUGCUGAACUUCUAAACUUAGUUAAUCGACAAGUACAUAGACACUCACAUACAUGUUGUAAAAAUACUAGCAGUAAAUGUAGAUUCAACUAUCCACAGCCUCCAAUGAAGCAAACYAUGAUACUAUAUCCUCUAGAUGAGGAUACACCAGAAAAUGAAAUAAAAUUACACAAAGACAAUUGGAAGUCAAUAAAAACAUAUCUUGAUGAWAUCAAAGAUGAUGAAGUAAUUCCAUUUGAUGAAGUUCUUUUGAARCUCAAUAUCACAGAAGAAAACUACUUAUAUGCCAUAAGGUCAUCUGUAAACACACCAACUAUAUUCCUCAAAAGAAAUCAUAAUGAAAUACGCAUAAAUAAUUACAACCCUGCUUGYCUCUCUGCAUGGAGAGCUAAUAUGGACAUACAGUUUGUAUUAGAUGUGUAUGYAUGUGCUGUAUAYAUAGUCAAUUACAYAUCAAAAGGUCAAAAAGGUAUGAGUGAACUUUUGAGAGAGGCUUGCACUGAAGCUAGACAAGGAAAUAGUACUAUUAAACAACAAGUUAGAGACAUUGGGAGUAAGUUCCUAAAUAAUGUUGAAAUUAGUGMCCAAGAAGCAGUGUACAUAGUAUUACAACUUCCAAUGAGAAAAUCAUCUAGACAGAUCAUAUUUAUAAAUACUUCACCUCCUGGUGAAAGGGUGGAGCUUUUAAAACCUAUGGAUGACAUCAAAAACAUGGAAGAUGAAUCAGAAGAAAUAUACACUAGUGGUUUGCUAAAAAGAUAUUGCAAGCGACCAGCAAAAUUAGAAAAUCUUACACUUGCAGAUUGGGCUGCUUGGUACGAUUGUACAGGCAAGCCRUAUAUAAAACAAACUAAUGAGGUUGAUGUUGAUGGUCUCCCAUUAGAGAAUUUUAUUGAUGAUAAUCAAAAUGAUGAUACAGCAGAAACUGAUAAAUCAACAUGCAGCAAAACUAAAAAAAGGACUAAAGCUAGGAUAAUAAGAAGUGUUUGGUUCAAUAAGCAAUCUGAGCCAGAGAAACAUUACCGUGAACUCYUAAUGCUUUUUACUCCAUGGCGAGAUGAAGAAACUGAUCUMCUAGGURCAUUUUCUUCCUAUCAGGAAYGAUAUAUGUUACUUGCUAAUGURAUAAAUGAACAAAUGAAGCAAUAUGCUGUUUGUAAUGAAGAUUUCAAUGAAAUWCAACAAGACAUGAAUAGGAUAGAAGACAGGUUUGAUGAAAUAGCUCCUUGUACACAAAGUCUURAACAACAAGACCAAGCUGAAGGUGAUCAGGACUUACAUCCUGAUUUUACUGGAAACUACAAUCUGUCAGAUGAUUUAGGAAUACCCUCAGUUGAUAAUACAGAACCACUCACAAUGAAUGAACUACCAGAUGAUGAAUAUAGACAUAUGGUACAAACAUUGAAUAAAGAACAAAAAGAGUUUUUCUAUCAUGUACUGCAUUUGAUAAAGACUUCUGAUGAAGCAUUUUACUGUUUCCUAAGUGGUGGUGCAGGCRUUGGUAAAUCACAUGUUACUAAAGCCUUGUAUCAGGCUGCAUUGAAAUAUUAUAACACCAGACCAGGUAUUAACUUUAAUGAAGUAAAAGUAUUGAUGUUAGCACCUACAGGGAAAGCAGCAUAYAAUAUUAAGGGAAACACCAUUCACAGUGCACUUGCAAUACCAGCAUGUCAGUCAUUAAAGAACUACAAACGUGUUGACUCCAGCAGGCUUAAUACAUUAAGAUGUAAGAUUGGUAAUCUUAAGCURAUAUUUAUUGAUGAAAUAUCAAUGGUUGGUAACAACAUGUUCGCUGUUCAAAUAUAUAAUAGACUUAAAGAUAUCAAAGGUAGCUCACUACCAUUUGGCGGUGUUAGUAUUGUYGCUAUAGGAGAUYUAUUCCAACUGCAACCAGUAAUGGAUGGUUAUAUAUUUAAAGAUCUUGAUAAUGAUGAAUAUGGUGUUCUUGCWCCUAAUGUAUGGAAAGAACUUUUCAAAAUGUUUGAACUCAAACAAAUAAUGAGGCAAAGAGAAAGUAAAGACUUUGCUGAAUUAUURAAUAGAUUGAGAGAAGGAAAUCACACUAAAGAAGAUAUCCAGAAAUUAAAACAAAGAGUUAUUGAUAUCACUAGUCGUGAGUAUCCCAAAGAUGCUCCACAUGUGUUCAUUSAAAAUGCAAAAGUAAAUGACUUUAAUGCUAGAGCACAUAAUGCUCUUCCAGGUACUAAAUAUGCUAUAAGAGCACAUGACAGUGUUAUAGGUGCUGAUUCACAGGAACUUAGGAAUAAAAUAUUGAAUCAAAUACCUAAUGAUCCUAGAAAAACAAAACAACUGCAUUCAGUAUUAARUGUAGCAGUAGGAGAAAGAACAGAGAUAUCACUUAACACUAGGACUGAUGAUGGCAUGACCAAUGGUGCUGGUUGUGUCAUAAAAUUGAUGCAAAUACAACAAACAGAUAAACCAUCUGGUGUUAUAUGGGUGCAGUUUGAUCAUCCUGAUGUUGGUCAAAAAACAAGGCAUGACAAUAGGCAUUUGUAUAUAAAUGACAUUGAACAAACAUGGACACCAAUUAAGCCAAUUACUACACAGUUUASUGUAGGCAGAACAAGAUCUGUUCAGGUUGUUAGAAAACAAUUUCCUCUGAGACCUGCUGCAGCUAAAACUAUUCACAGAUCACAAGGUGAUACUGAAUCUAGAAUAGUAGUAAAUCUUGAAACUAGAAGAGCAAUUCCUCAUAUUCACUAUGUGGGAUUAAGCCGUGUAACAACUAUAAAUGGUCUAUAURUCACAGACCUAUGUGAAGASAAAAUAGCUGUUAAUCAUGAUGURCAAGCAGAAAUGCAUAGAUUGAGAACUGAAGGACAGCUGUCACUUUCAGUAACACCCAUAUAUAAAGCACCAAACAAUAGUAUCAAAAUAUGUUUUCAUAAUGCAMGGUCAUUGCACAAGCACAUAGRUGACAUACGUCAUGACUUUAACUAUUGGAGCACUGAUAUUAAUAUUUUCUCAGAAACAAGGUUUUCUCAACUAGACACUGACAAUUUGUACCAUAUAGAAGAKGGAAGYUAUACAUUAUUUAGGAAUGAUGAUUCAACAACAGUUUCAYAAAAUGUGCGACCAUAUGGAGGCACAGCAGUGUAUACYCGUCUUGAYUAUUAUCCAGGAUAUCCCUUUAGUAGUAAUAGGCAUGGUGUAGAAAUAACURUUUUGAGAUUUAUGAUUAUGCCUCAURUWACAGUAGUGGGWGUAUACAGCUCACCAGCAGUAUCRGUWACAGYRUUAUGUAAUGCUAUUCAAGAGAUACUAGACUCUCUGCCAACUCAAAUGAACAUUUUUAUUGGUGAYUUUAAYGUCAACUGGUUCAAUCAGYCCCGCYGUGCAUCACUUUAUAACUUCUUCAUAAAUCAGAAUGGUUAYAGACAGCUAGUGUCGUGUAGCACUACUGACAGCAACACUUGUAUUGAUCACMUUUAUACAAAUUUGUCUGACUCMGAAAUACAGUUCCAGAUUUUAGAGACCUAUUUUUCAGAUCACAAGCCCAUUUGUGCCUUGGUUAACUGCUUUAAUCAAAAUUAAUAUUGAUGAUAUUAAUCCUUGAUUAUAUAAUUAUUGAUAUAUGAAAUGCAUUGUAUUAUAUACAUGCAAGAAGAGAAAUGCAGCUACUAUCAUCUCAAUAUGCAGUGUUUAAUGUGAAUUAACUCAAUGACAGUCAAUGUUUGCCAUUAUAUGACUUAAUACAAAACAAAAUAACUACAAGCAACUAGUGUCAUGCUACACAACAGAUAGAAAGACUUGUAUAUACCAUAUUAAAAUUAAUUUGUUGGAUUCAUUGAUAACAAUAAGUAUUAUUGAAACAUAUUUUGCUGAUCAUAAAAUGAUUUAUACUAAAAUCAACAUUAUUGGUUAAUACAAAACAUGAAAUAUUUUAGAGAUAAAACUARUAAGUUACAURAUAUACCAACAAGUAUUUUAGWCUAAUCUUUASAAAUGGUAACAGUUAAGAAGUAAASAYUCUUAGUAAAUAGAAAGACCAUAUAUGUGUAUAAAGUCCUGAUGUAAUUUUACUCAACAGAAACAGCUCAAACAAUACCAGACACAAUGGGGCAAAAUUAAUUAGAUGUUAUAAAGUAAUUGCACUUGAUGCUAUUCUGAAGAGCAAGUUUAUGAAUUUCUAAUUAAAUUUAGAUCUUUCACAACGACUUGUCAACCCCAUCAUAUCAAAUAUGUACUACAAGAAUUCUUCAAAACUGAAUGUUCUCACUGUCACGAAGUUGGAAUAUUGUAAUAAAUACUCCUGGCAAUUGAAAGUGAACAUCAGAACUAUUAUAUUGAUACAAAGAAAUAGAUUGAGUAAGACUAAUACGCCUCUUUCUAAACAAGAACGUUGCAAUGACAGGAUAAAUACAUGUAUUACUUCAAGGUCUUAUACUAAAAGCCCAUUUUAGUGAAGCAUGCAAAUCUCUUAUUAAGUGAAACAUUCACAACGUCUGCGAAGAUAAACUGUGUUCACGAGCCAAGGGUCGAUAUUCAGAAAGAAAGAGCACGAGGGACGCAGAAGCCUAAACAACUCCACAAUAACCUACGAGAAAUACCCAGUUGCAAAGAAGUACGUGAAAAGAAAUACGUGCAAAGAAAUACGUGAAAAGAAAUACGUGAAAAGAAGUACGUGAAAAGGAAUACGUGAAAACAAAUACGUGAAAAGAAAUAUAAGAGGGACAAAACCACGUGGUGACGCUUAGAGUCCAUUAAAGAGGAGACAGGACUGAUAAGUAUUAAUUCUGACUCAUAAAAUUGUAUCGUUUUAAAAAGCGACUGUAAAGGAAAACAAUUUAAUUUAGUUCAACAUUCAAUGUAUCGUUUCCACAAGCGGCUGUAAAGGGAAAACACUAAUUUAGUUAUUCAUCAAAUUCUGUAUCGUUUCUUCAAGCGGCUGUAAUUUCUUUAACUUAGUAAUUUGUACUUCACAUUGCUACAGAUUUUCUUAGCUAUAACCUUAGUAUUUAUAUCCAGUAAAAUUCAUUAAUAAAGUGUUUCCAAAAGAGACAAGGGUGUGGUCAAUUUUGGGUGACAUUGAUAUGCAUGUAUUAAUGAUAAUAUACAAAUAUURAAUUAUAAAAGACUAUCCAAUUUUAGUAUAAAUAUACUAAUGGUCUAUCACUCAUACUGCGUUGUGAUUGGCUACUCUACUAAUAGUCUAAUUUGUGAUAGACCGCUCAUGGGAAAAUCAAAAUGGCGGCAUCUUAUUAAUAAAUUAUUUUAAGGAUACGAUUUUAUACGAUUUUAUACGAAAACAAUUAAAAUUCUCGACAUCAUGUACCUACAACCACAAUUUUUUUUUUGACUGCAAACUAAUUCUUUUUCACA
Exaiptasia diaphana is the source of this 6260-nucleotide messenger RNA. RefSeq lists its product as uncharacterized. NCBI's taxonomy places the organism in Eukaryota, Metazoa, Cnidaria, Anthozoa, Actiniaria, Aiptasiidae. Gene Ontology annotation, biological process: DNA repair; telomere maintenance. The record is from RefSeq and is a predicted model, not a curated record. Gene Ontology annotation, molecular function: DNA helicase activity.